Aphis gossypii (cotton aphid) is the source of this 2696-nucleotide messenger RNA. RefSeq lists its product as uncharacterized. The transcript has 8 exons. NCBI's taxonomy places the organism in Eukaryota, Metazoa, Arthropoda, Insecta, Hemiptera, Aphididae. The record is from RefSeq and is a predicted model, not a curated record. Bases 347 to 1579 code for a protein of 410 amino acids.
UGACUACAAUAAGUAACAACGACGUAGGUACGAACGAUUAUAAACUACCGAGUACCGACAGCAGUACUAAAACUGCAAUCAAAUCAUGCACAUUCACUUGAGCGUAGUUAAUAUCGUAUUAGGCUCCAUUCAUUGUUGUUGUUCGUACAAAUCGGCGUUUAUGCUAAAUGUUAAAUGAAGUAAUAGAUUUUCAGGUGCUUACAUAAUAUUUAUUCAUUAUACAUUGACUUGUAAAUAAAAACUCGCAAGUGCGUAUUUACUUAAAUUGUUUGCGUUAUAUAUUGUUUCAUCAAAUUUGGAGACUUGAAUGCAUCUUUAAAGGACGAAAUAAGCUGAAAAGUUAAUUAUGGAAAUCUGUGGUGUAAUUGAUAUAAAAGUACCAGCUAAAGGUAGAAAAUUCGGUUCAUGGAAGGCAUGGAAAAGCCAAUGGUGCGAGGUACUCAAAAACGAAAAUCGUAUGAUCAUCAACAUUGGACAUAGUAAGGGAAAUGUCACAUCGUGUUUAGCAGUACCUAACAAUGCAAUCACCUACAGAAUUAAAUCCAGGACUAAAGCCUACGGUUUUGGAAUAUUUUAUGCAGGACAAAAGGAACAACAACCAUGUAUCUUUCUUGCUGGAAAAUCAGAAACAGAGUCACAGAAAUGGAUGAAAUCUAUAAGAGAUGUUUUAAAACCACCAACACAUACAAAGACAGCAAACGAGUAUACUGUAUCGAUAAUUGACAACGAACAUUCUAAAGCAGCUGGGUUGACCGGCCUUUAUGGUACUUUAUCUGUAAAAUCAGAAGAAAUAUUGGUAACAGAUCCUCACACUGGAAAAAUCAAAGUAACACUUCAUUGGACACAAAUACAAUGUAGUUACUUACCUUUGCCGGCUGUAUCAGAUGAUUUACAUAGGGUUUGCACAAUACGUACAAACAGCAAGUUCAAAGCGGGUGAUGGUGAUUUGGAACUAUACUGUACCGAAGCGGACGAGUUGCACAACGAGUUGCUUUCGUGUCCGCGACCGUUGCCCAGAAUUGCCACUACCCCGUUGCCACCGACGCCCAAAGACAGACAUACGCGGUAUGACCAUUGGACCGCGGUCGAUUCGCCUUCGACCACGCCGCCUCGGCGUCUACUGGAGUCCAGAAGAAUGAGUAGGAGCGAAGGCGAUCUUAAGAAGUUCGCAAUGCAACAAUCUGCGCCCACGCUGAGGACGGCCGGCUCACAACAACACCUUGUACUCGUGCCCCGAUGCAACGAUUUGGGGCAAAAGAGUUCGUCGCAUUUCCUAUUGACUAGCGUCGGAUUGUUGUUGGCCACACCCGGAUACAGUGAGCCUAACUCGAUGCAAGAUUUAAGACAGAUCGAUCAACACCUGCUCAGUAAACGAUUACAAGGCAUAGUGGACGAAGAAAGUUUAGAUGCCGAAGGGAAAAGCGAAGAAGACGAGGAUUACGAAGAUAUGUUGCAUACGAAUAUCGAACAGACAAACGAUGUACCACCACCAUUACCACCGAGACAACUGAAAUAUGUCACCAUGGCCAACCUGGGAGGAAAUAACAAAUUAUAUAUUUCUGGACCAGUACCUAUAUGAUAUACCUAUCUAAAUAUAUUUAUAUAUAGAUAGAUAGUACACUACUUAUGUAUAUAAAUAAAAAUGAAAAAUAUAUUAUAUAAUACGUAUAAUAAACAAGUUUAUAAAUCACAAGAAAUAUUUUACGGACACCAUCGUCGAUGGACCGUUUGACGAUAAAUCCAAACAAUGUGGUUGAACAUUCGAACAUUUCUUAUUCAGAUCUACCUACUUAUCAUACUGUGUGGCCAGAGCUUUUUGAGCGAGUUACCGUCGGACGUCGAUUGAAAAUAAUUUGGGUGAUACGAAUACGAGACGCAUAAUGCGUACACUGAAUGUCACAACUAGACAGAGUAUAUAUACAAACUGUUUCGUAUACAAACAUGAUAUUGUUAUAGUUAUUAAUUAAGUACAUUCAUAUCUACACACAUAUUGUUAACCUUAAGAUCCUGUGUAGAAUAAUAUUGUUUGAUUGUAAUAAUUUGUUUCGAGAAAAACUAGUUGCGUUCCUGGUAACAAUUCUUUUCGAUACUAUAGGCGUUUUCUCCCAACUACUAUAAAAAAUAUUUCCCCAUACUUAAGUUAUUUUUUCCUUAGAAAAAAUAAUAAUUUAUGUAUAGUAUAAAAAUAAUAAUAAUCUGUUUCACUUAUAUUAAAAUUAAAACCAAAAAUAUUAUUAAUUAUUAUUCAAAACUAAACUAAUUCAGUAAUUAAAAUAUUUGAGUUUAUUGAUAAUUUGUUUUGUCUUACCUGGUUUUUCAUCAAUAAUAUUUUCGCAUGUGAUUGCAUUAACGCCAAGUGGCGUAGAAUUUAACUUAGUAACCCUGGGACCUAUAAGAGGUGGAGUACCUUUAAACACAGAAGUUAAAUUGUUAAAUAAUGAUUCUUAGAAUUUUUUAUUGAGUGAAAAUAUGAAAAUGUAUUGGAAAUAAAUAAUAAUCAAAUAAUUAAUUCGUUAAUUAAUAUUUAUUUUGUUUAGUGUGCAUAAAAUUGUAAAUAAUUUUAAUACCAUUUCAAUGAGUUGGAAUUAUUUCAAUUUCAUAAUAAUAAAAUACUAUAAACAUUCACUGUACUAUUAACAGUCAUUUAAAAAUAAUUUUCAAAUAGAUUAAUGAUUUAACAUGUAUAUAGUUAUCAA